Molecule: messenger RNA, 885 nt
Organism: Funneliformis geosporum
Lineage: Eukaryota; Fungi; Glomeromycota; Glomeromycetes; Glomerales; Glomeraceae
Source: the annotation of a GenBank genome assembly
AUGCCUGAUUGUGAACCAAAAGAAUUUUUAUUGGUAAAUCCAUCGGGUCCACCACGAAAAGCGAUUUUAUUGGUCGAAUCAGAUGAGCAAAAAUCUUCCGCAAAACCGCAGCAAAAUAAUGAUCCGAAAAAUCAAGACAAAAAUACACCCAAACAAGCUUCAGAAAAUCGUCAAAAUGUGCAAGCCCAAGAUCAAAAACAUCGCGAUGAAGAUAUAAAGACACAAAAUUCUGACCAGCGUCAAGAUAAGAAAGCUCAAGCAGCUAAUAAUGACCAAAAACACGACGAACAUGCACAAAAACAAACUUCAGUUCAGCGUCAAGAGGUGCAAGCCAAAGUAACCAAUAACGAUCAAAGACAUCACGACGAACAUGCACAAAGACAAGCUUCGGUUCAGCAUCAAAAGGUGCAAACUCAAGUAUCUAACAAUGAUCAAAAACAUCGCAAUGAUCAUUCAACAAACAUAUCGGACCAGCAACAAGAGAUGCAAGCAGCGCAACAACAAUCCAGUGUUCCGGGACCACCAAACCAACAAUUUCCUAUACAAAUUCCAGCAAACAUGACUUCAAUGCAAUUUGGUCAACAGUUUGGCGUUCCAAACGCUAAUCAAGCGAUAGACGCCAAUACUUUUGCAGCUUUGCAAGCGCAAGCUGUAGCACAAUCAACACAACAACCGUCACAAUUUCCUUCAAAUUUCAUUGGGCAACCACCAGUUGUACCCAAUAUUUCAGCGCAAAUGCCUAUGACUACUGCGAAUCCAAUAGCCACUUUAUCUAAUGACGUUCUGCAAGCUAACAUGGUUACAGCUGGCUCUACUGAUGGAUAUUCAGAACCAAGGGGCAUUGAACUAAAAGAAUAUGGACCGUCUACAAUGGAUAUGGAUUAA